Rhopalosiphum padi (bird cherry-oat aphid) is the source of this 3350-nucleotide messenger RNA. RefSeq names its product glucose dehydrogenase [FAD, quinone]-like. The transcript has 4 exons. Bases 1316 to 3196 code for a protein of 626 amino acids. NCBI's taxonomy places the organism in Eukaryota, Metazoa, Arthropoda, Insecta, Hemiptera, Aphididae. The record is from RefSeq and is a predicted model, not a curated record. Gene Ontology annotation, molecular function: oxidoreductase activity, acting on CH-OH group of donors; flavin adenine dinucleotide binding.
UUAUAAUAUUAAUUAUUUAUAUGGAAAAUAUUUGAAUAUUAUAUAACUUUAUAGUUAUGUGUUACGUAUAUUUUUCGUAUAUAUAUAUUGUGCCGUAUUAUAUAAUCUAACGCGAUUGUGGCAAAGUUCGCGGUAACAAAGGACCUACCUGGCUAUCUCUGCGUUGUCGCAGCCGCAGUCGAAGUUACGCACUCGGUACGAAAAGUUAAAAGGCGUUGCUUCACGCACUUUAGUGACAAUACGUAUCCAUAUACCAUGUCAACGAAUAAACUUCAUACCUUACGCUCGCGCCACCAUACAUACGAGCACUUAAUUCAUCGACAUAAUAUUAUAUAUAUAUAUAUUAUAUCGUUUGUUCCCGUUGUGUCACCACCGGCCGUAUUACUCAUCAAACUCAUCGCCAUCUUCGUCAAAUUCUAUAAACUGUAUAUAUAGGUUACGCGAGUUGGCUUUACGCCCCAUCAUGACCGUACAUUUUUAUAUACUCCAUAUUAUUGCACUUUGUUAUUAUUAUUGUCAUCAUUUAUUACAUGAUGACGCGGGGUACACACUUAUAUUGCGUGGCCAACAAUCUCAUAUCUGUUGAGACUUGGUGCGUAUCAUUAUGAUUACACAACUAAAUCGACCAGGAAUUUGUAGCCAAAUUUUUUUUUUACACGCAAUGCCGCAAUAUACUUUGUUUUACAUAAUAUAAAAAAUGAGAUCUAAUAUUACUCGUGUUAUUCGACCUAUUUACCUAUUAUUUUACAGUUGGGCACCUAUAUGGUUAUUAAAUUUGUUCCAUUACACCGUGCUCGGCGUACAACUAUACCACUAAUGUACCGACUUUGACCUCUUUUCUCCACGGUUCAACGUAUAGCUACAUACUAUAUUGAAUACUUAUGUAUACAUUUAGAUAAUAGAGCACAAAUAAAUUUUUUUGAAGUCGACAACCAACAUAAAAUUCGAUUAUUAUUCGCAAAAAUGUCCAUUAUAAUAAUGUAAGUGUCCAAAAACUUUGAGAACAUAGUUAAAUACAUUUACUUAUUCAUAAUUUGUGGAACGGUGCAGGUGUCGACGGUUUUAAACCUCUCUUUCAGACACACAACACAAAAUAUUUCGUCGACGGGCAUAAACGUUAUUUUAUUGUUGUCGCACACGACUGAUGACGACGUGAAGUAGACCCGAAAAAAAAUAACAAUUAUAAUAACGCGUCUAAUAUUAUAAUAUCUAUCAUUUCUUUCUGGCAGGUGCACCUGUAUAAUAUUAUUAUACACAUACCUACUCAGCGUGUUCGAUUCCGGUAGUGUUCAUUUACCAAUCACCGUCGUCGAAAAUGGCGCCCAAUCCGUUCACGUCCUGGCUGACCACCCGAAGGGCCAUAUCGUACGGGUCCAGUGUUGGCUACAUAAUGGUCAUCCGUAUGGCCUUACUGUUCUUCCGGUCCGACAUCGAGGACAUCAGUCACCGGUUCGUGGACCGCCAGAUCACCGAGAUCAGAGACAAGUACGAUUUCGUGGUGAUUGGCGGCGGUUCUGCGGGCUCCGUCAUCGCCAAUCGUCUGUCCGAGAACGCAAACUGGACGGUUCUUUUAAUAGAGGCUGGAAUCGACGAACCGGCGUAUUCAGACAUACCGCUGCUUUAUCCUUCCCUCCAGCGCUCGGAUAUCGACUGGCAGUAUAAAACAGAACCCAGUCAUUCGUCAUGCUUGGGCCUCAACGGGAACCAAUCUAGCUGGCCCCGGGGCAAAGUCAUCGGUGGCAGCAGUGUUCUGAACGCUAUGUUUUAUGUCCGAGGCAACCGGAAGGAUUACGACGCGUGGCGAAACGCCGGAAAUGAGGGAUGGGGUUACGAUGACGUAUUACCGUACUUCAUCAAGUCCCAGGAUAUGAGGAUACCGGAGCUCGUGAAUUCGGAGUACCACGGUACAGGAGGAUACCUCAGCGUUGAGCAUUUCCGGUCGAAAUCGCCGAUUGUGGACAAUUUUUUGGAGGCCGUCAAGGAAGUCGGUUACGACGAAGUCGAUAUAAACGGUCGGAGUCAGACAGGAUUCACACGAUCUCAAGGAACUCUAAGAGACGGGUUGAGGUGCAGUACGGCCAAAGCGUUUUUGAGGCCAAUCAAAAAUCGUCCAAACCUGCAUAUCAGCUUACACACGCAUGCCUUAAAAGUCGUGAUCGAAAACGGCCGGGCUACAGGUGUACUGAUAUCGAAACUGGGGUCGAUACCGAAGUUGGUGAUGGCCGAAAAAGAAGUGGUGCUCUCUGCGGGCGCAAUAAAUUCGCCCCACCUGUUGAUGUUGUCGGGGAUAGGGCCUGCCGACAAGAUACGUAAAGCCGGCGUAAAUGUCAUUAAACACAUACCUGGCGUGGGGCAGAACCUGCAAGACCACAUUGCGAUGGGCGGAGUAACAUAUCUGUUCGAUUCGCCCCCCGAAUCCAAUCCCCAAGGCCUAGGUAUAGUGUUACCAAGGAUGUUUACGCUGAACUCGUUCAUGCAAUUCUUCCGCGACAAAAUGGGACCGCUCUAUAGGAUACCGCUUGGCGAAGUCAUGGGUUUUGUAAACACGCGUCACAAUGAUGAUCACGAUUGGCCGGACGUUCAGCUGUUUAUGACAGCGUCUGGGGAAAAUGACGACGGUGGUCUAUUGAAUAAGCGGGACGUGGGCAUCACCGACGAGUACUACGAGAAAGUAUUCGAGCCCAUAUUAUAUCAAGACGCCUUUACGAUAUCACCGUUGCUGCUGAGGCCGUACAGUCGAGGCUACAUCGAUAUCUCAAGCCCCAACCCUUACGCCGCUCCGAAAAUCGUGCCAAAUUAUUUCAGCGACCCGCGGGACCUCAGAACUAUAGUGGAGGGUGCCAAAAUCGGAUACGCCAUCAGCCGAACCAUUGCAAUGACUAAGAUAAACACCACAUUGCAUAACAUUGCCACGCCGGGGUGCGAGAGUCACGUGUUUUUAUCCGACAAAUAUUGGGAAUGUCAGGCUCGUCAUUACACGAUGACCAUUUACCACCCGGUCGGCACGUGCAAGAUGGGUCCGGUGGACGACGAGUAUGCUGUGGUGGACGAACGGUUGAGGGUGAGGGGCAUCAAAAACUUGAGGGUGGUAGAUGCUUCCAUAAUGCCUACGAUUGUUAACGGCAACACCAACGCGCCAACGAUCAUGAUAGCGGAAAAGGCGUCUGAUAUGAUUAAAAACGAUUGGGCCGGAUAACCGUAAUUACAUAAAACACGGUAUGUACAUACAGGAGGUGGUGGUAAAUCGUUGUUUGAACACAUGUUAUUUAGUUGAGUUAUUAUUAUUUAUUUAUUUAUUUAUUAUUAUUUAUUCUUGUGAAAAAAUACUUUACCUAAUUUUUCAAACAUAA